This is a messenger RNA of Trypanosoma conorhini, 537 nucleotides long. RefSeq lists its product as uncharacterized. The transcript has a single exon. Bases 1 to 537 code for a protein of 178 amino acids. Lineage: Eukaryota; Euglenozoa; Kinetoplastea; Trypanosomatida; Trypanosomatidae. The record is from RefSeq and is a predicted model, not a curated record.
AUGCACUUUUUAUGGCACUUCCCCUCUUUUUUCUCCGAUAGAGAAGCCUGUGGGGGUGCUACUGCCUCGGCGCCCGACACCCCUGCGUCUCCUUUGUUUGCCCCCGCCCAGUUGAGUAGGUUUUUUUUUUUGCGUGGGGUCGAGUUUUUGUUUGCCGGCUUUUCCGACGUUGUCGUCUUGGGCCUUCAGGGGGGCAGGGGCGCGCGUACGCCGCAUCUCUCUUUUCUCCCCUCCUUGUCUUUUCCCGCGAAGGUGUUUCUCUGGUAUCUGUUGCGGCGGCUGCGGCGGCGGCAAAUGGAGGGGAACUUUUACAUCUCCGGCAGCGUCAUCAAGCGGGAGCUGCGCUCGAACUACGGCAGGCUCUACGCCAAGUGCCGCGAGGAGGCGGCGGCGUACGGCAGGUGCAUUGAGGCCGGCCAAGUCAACCGCAACUUGGCGCAGGGGCUGUGCGGUGAGGAGCGGCGGGCACUACGCGCCUGCGUGGACGCGCAGGGUGCGGCGCUGAAGCAGCAGCACCAGCAGGCGACGCGGCAGUAG